AUGUCCUCAUCUGAUGACAUCAUCAAGGCCGCCGUCCUGAUGUCCUCUCACGUGAGCUCGCAGCUCUGUCUGCUCCUCCUGCCAGUGAUGUCACUGCUGCUGCUCUUCUCUCCUAUUGGCUGGAGCUACGACAGUCUCACACCUGGCUGCCACCUUUUCCCCGUAAACGUAACCAUUCGCAGUGACCGUCGCGGCACGUGCAAAGGCACACACCAGGUCUAUGCAUGCGUCGGCUACUGCGAGUCCAGCGCCUUCCCGUCCAGAUACUCCGUCCUGGUGGCGUCCAACUUCACACACAACAUCACAUCAGCCUCUCGCUGCUGCACCAUCAGCAGAGACGCCAAGGUCAAAGUUCGCCUGGACUGUCCUCGAGGCCGACACCACGAUGAGAUUGAGAUCGUAACAGCGAAGGCAUGCCGCUGCGACAUGUGCCGCCGCUCGCGAUACUGAGCCUCUGGCCUCUUCAAGUAUUCACUUACAACAGACAUCCAAC
Synchiropus splendidus (mandarinfish) is the source of this 493-nucleotide messenger RNA. It is a transcript of the gene gpha2, whose product is annotated as glycoprotein hormone subunit alpha 2. Gene Ontology annotation, cellular component: extracellular region. Gene Ontology annotation, molecular function: hormone activity; hormone receptor binding. The record is from RefSeq and is a predicted model, not a curated record. Gene Ontology annotation, biological process: cell surface receptor signaling pathway. The coding region runs from base 1 to 450 and encodes 149 amino acids. NCBI's taxonomy places the organism in Eukaryota, Metazoa, Chordata, Actinopteri, Syngnathiformes, Callionymidae. The transcript has 4 exons.